UUAUUAUUAUUAUUCAAAUGUCAAAUGUACCAAGCAUCAGAAAAUUAGACCAAGCUGUUGUUAACAGAAUUGCAGCAGGAGAAGUCAUUCAACGUCCUGCUAAUGCUUUAAAAGAGCUCAUUGAAAACUCACUUGAUGCAGGAUCAACACAGAUCCAGAUAUUGAUCAAAGAUGGAGGUUUAAAAUUAUUACAAAUACAGGACAAUGGACAUGGCAUCAGAAAAGAAGAUAUGGCUAUUGUAUGUGAACGUUUUACGACUAGUAAACUUAAUUGUUUUGAAGAUCUAACUUCCAUUUCAACUCAUGGGUUUCGAGGAGAAGCUUUAGCAAGCAUCUCUCAUGUAGCUCAUGUGACGAUCACUACGAAAACAGCAGACUCACCUUGUGCUUAUCGUGCACAUUAUACAGAUGGACACCUAGUAUCUCCCAAGGUAGGUCAAUCAGCAGAUCCAAAACCAUGUGCAGGCAAUAAUGGUACGCAAAUUACAGCGGAGGAUCUGUUUUAUAAUGUACCUACAAGACGAAAGGCAUUGAAAUCGAUCAGUGACGAAUACAAUCGUAUCUUGGAUAUUGUAAGUCGAUACGCGAUUCAUAACUCUGGAGUUAGUUUCAGUUGUCGAAAACAAGGAGCGACAAUAGCAGAUAUACAGACUUCAAAUGGUUCAACCAUUAUAGACAAUAUACGACAGUUGCAUGGCUCUGUUGCAUCCGAGUUAUUACAUGUAGCAAAGUCUGUAGAUGAAUUGAAUUUCAAGUUGGAAGGAUAUAUUUCAAAUGCGAAUUAUAAUACGAAACGAAUGACUUUAUUAUUAUUUAUUAAUCAUCGAGCAGUUGAAAGUUCAUCUAUUAAAAGAGCUAUUGAUGCUAUCUAUGCUUUACUAUUACCUAAAGGUUCACAUCCAUUUAUUUAUCUUAGCCUUGAAAUUGAUCCUAAAAAUGUGGAUGUGAAUGUCCAUCCAACUAAAAAAGAAGUUCAUUUUUUAAACGAGGAUAAAAUUAUCGAUGCUAUAAGUCAUGUAUUUCAAGAAACUUUAGAAAAUGCAAAUAAUUCGAGAACUUUCUAUACACAAUCUUUAUUACCUGGUGCUUUAGAUCCCACUUUACAACAACAAAAUGAAUCAGAAGAAGAUACAAUAGUGCCUACAAAUAAUAAUACGCCAGAAUAUAAAUAUGUUAGAACAGAUAGUAAAAUAACUACUUUGGAUACAUUUGUACAUAAACGGGGUACUACUACUCUAGGACAUGAUGAAACACAUGUUGAAGUUAUUCAUAAAGCUAGAGUGGAAGUACGUUUAACGAGUGUAUUACAAUUACGUAAAGAGAUCAAAAAGCAAGAAAAUAUAGGUUUAACACAUAUAUUUUCAAGACAUACCUUUAUUGGCUGUGUAGAUGAUAGAUUAGCACUCGUUCAACAUGAACAAAAUAUUUAUCUCAUUGAUUACAAUGCGGCAAGCGAAGAACUAUUCUAUCAAAUUGUAUUAAAUGAAUUUUGUAAUAUGGGUGAAUUAAAGUUAGCGACACCUAUUUCAAUAAGAGAAUGCUUAAGAAUUGCAAUUGAUAUAGAAGAAAAGAAUGGUACUUUACCAGAAAACUUGAUAAGUAAAGAUGAUAUUGUAAAAUCCAUUACAGAUACUUUGGUUUCACGUGCAGAAAUGUUAAAAGAAUACUUUUCAAUGGAGAUAUCUAAUGAAGGAAACUUGAUUGGAUUACCGAUGCUUAUCAAAGAUUAUGUUCCUUGUAUGGACAAACUUCCUUUGUUCUUAUUAAGAUUAGGUACAGAAGUCAAUUGGGAAUCUGAAAAGGAAUGCUUUGAUACAUUCUCAAGGGAAUUAGCUUUGUUCUAUAGCGCUGAAGCACCAUGUAAUAGCAACGAACACGAAGACUAUUUAUGGAAAGUACAACAUUUUAUUUUCCCAGCUUUUAAAACUCAUUUUGUAGCUCCAAUGGGACUAAAAGACUAUGUAACUGCAUUAGCGAAUUUAACUGAUUUAUAUAAAAUUUUUGAAAGAUGUUAAUAAAAAAAAAAA
This is a messenger RNA of Cokeromyces recurvatus, 2027 nucleotides long. Its product is annotated as histidine kinase-like ATPase. Gene Ontology annotation, cellular component: MutLalpha complex. The record is from RefSeq and is a predicted model, not a curated record. The transcript is spliced from 8 exons. Gene Ontology annotation, molecular function: ATP binding; mismatched DNA binding; ATP-dependent DNA damage sensor activity. Gene Ontology annotation, biological process: mismatch repair. NCBI's taxonomy places the organism in Eukaryota, Fungi, Mucoromycota, Mucoromycetes, Mucorales, Mucoraceae. Bases 18 to 2015 code for a protein of 665 amino acids.